GAGAACACAACACCUUGUUCACUGCUCAUCAAUUUUCCCCUCAAGGAGAGCUGAUUCCGAGGAGGGAUCGAACGUCAAAUCCCCAAGAAAAUGGAUUCCUCCUCCAAUUUCCGACCUCUGUUCCUUCUUGCUCUGUUUCUGCUUUCCUCCUCCUGCCAAACAGAAGCAGAGGAAUUGGAUACCCUCAGGAAUGGAACCACCAGUUUCAACGGCACAGACAGAGGAAGAUGUAAUUGGUUCAGAGGAAAAUGGGUGUACGAUGAAUCUUACCCUCUCUACGACGCCUCUUCUUGUCCCUUCAUAGAUCCACAGUUUAACUGCCAAAAAUACGGCCGUCCCGACACUCUGUACCAGAAAUUCAGGUGGCAGCCAUUUUCAUGUCCCUUGCCCAGAUUCAAUGCUUUGAAUUUUCUGGAGAAAUACAGAGGGAAGAAGAUAAUGUUUGUCGGUGACUCACUGAGUUUGAACCAAUUCAACUCGCUGGCUUGUAUGAUUCACGCUUGGGUGCCAAACUCAAGGACCACGUUCAACAAGAGUAGGAACGCUCUUACCUCAGUGACCUUUGAGGAGUAUGGGCUGGAGCUGAAUUUGUACCGGACGGCGUAUUUGGUGGAUGUGGAUCAUGAGAGCGUGGGACGAGUGUUGAAACUUGAUUCCAUUAAGAGCGGUGAUGCUUGGAGAGGAAUGGACGUGCUGGUCUUCAACACGUGGCACUGGUGGACCCACACUGAGACCUCACAGCCUGUUGUUGACAAACACUGUAUGGAAGCAUGCAGGUGGGAAUAUAUGGAGGCAGAUAAGAAGCUGUACAAGGACAUGAACCGUUUCAUCGCCUUCUACAAAGGGCUAACCACUUGGGCCAGGUGGGUCAACCUCAAUGUGGAUCCUGCCAACACCAAGGUCUUCUUCUUGGGCAUUUCUCCUGUACAUUAUGAGGGGAGAGACUGGAAUGAACCAGAGAGGUCAUGCACGAAGGAGACACAGCCGUAUUUCGGGGCCAAAUACCCAGCAGGGACACCAAUGGCGUGGGUGGUGGUGAACAAAGUGUUGAGCAGGAUCAAGAAGCCUGUCUAUUUUUUGGACGUUACGACGCUUUCUCAGUACAGGAAAGAUGCUCACCCUGAGGCUUACAGUAACAUUAUGGCUGCUGAUUGCAGUCACUGGUGCCUCCCUGGCCUCCCUGAUACCUGGAAUCUCCUUCUCCAUGCUGCUCUCUUUUCUUGAUUUUUCCUAACUGGUUUCCUCUUUCCUGAUUUUUCUUUUUUCCUUUUGCUUUGGGGGGUUUUUAAUUUGCUUACGUAAGUGGGAGCAAUAAACCCCAGCAAGGGAUUGGUGUUAUGCUCCAAAGUUGUAAAGUUUGAUUAUUUUUUGGCACAAACUUGCCUUCAUUAUUACCCAAAUCAUUAACAUUCUCUAUGGUCAUCAAUGACUACCUCAAA
Prosopis cineraria is the source of this 1439-nucleotide messenger RNA. Its product is annotated as protein trichome birefringence-like 39. Gene Ontology annotation, cellular component: Golgi apparatus. The transcript has 5 exons. The record is from RefSeq and is a predicted model, not a curated record. The coding region runs from base 91 to 1224 and encodes 377 amino acids. NCBI's taxonomy places the organism in Eukaryota, Viridiplantae, Streptophyta, Magnoliopsida, Fabales, Fabaceae. Gene Ontology annotation, molecular function: O-acetyltransferase activity.